Molecule: messenger RNA, 194 nt
Organism: Strongylus vulgaris
Lineage: Eukaryota; Metazoa; Nematoda; Chromadorea; Rhabditida; Strongylidae
Source: the annotation of a GenBank genome assembly
AUGUUUUGGAAAUUCUGCUUAGCAAUUGCUCUAUUGGCAGUAAGUAGGGCUACAGAUGAAAAAGUUGAGCGUGCUUUACUUGGUCCACAAGAAGAACUUAAAAAUACGUCAGAAGGCUUCAAGGCUGCCGAAACACCCGACUUCCUCCGACUGGCUACCGACAAUGCUCGUAAGGAAUAUAUAGGUAAGUAGGC